Molecule: messenger RNA, 1444 nt
Organism: Anopheles coustani
Lineage: Eukaryota; Metazoa; Arthropoda; Insecta; Diptera; Culicidae
Product: zinc finger protein OZF-like
Exons: 2
Coding region: 1-1158 (385 amino acids)
Cellular component (GO): nucleus
Molecular function (GO): zinc ion binding
Source: RefSeq, a predicted model, not a curated record
AUGAAAUCGUUAUUUGAAGAUAGCUGCAUAUUUUGUCUGCAAGUGAGCAGCGAAAAUGCAAUCGAAGAAGUAUCAUAUGAAAGGUUCAAAGAAGCAAUCGAUUUUGUGUUUACGUUUAAGAUUCUGCCCGUAUUGGAGGACGGCAGAAGAAAAGUAUGCCACAGUUGUGUAGAAUGUAUCAUGGCAUUUUACGACUACGCUACGCAAGUGAAAAAAAAUCAAGAAGCUAUCAACAGAAUCGUUUCGGAAGGCGAAGAGCAAGUUGUGGAGAAUAACGAAUGUUCAACUAACGUUGAACCACCACAAACACUAAUAGAUUCCAGUAGCUCAGUUAUCACAAUUUCAGAUGAAUCUGACUCGGAUUGUAAUGAUCCUGUGGCAUUUUCCAAUGAUGAAUUGAAUGCAGAAGAUAGUUCACAAUUAACCAAAUCUCAAUGCGAUAGUAGCAAACAAAAUGUAACAGAAACAUUUAGUUGUCCCCGAUGCAACGAAUCAUUCAGAUUGAAAAGUUUUCUAGCGAAACAUAUGAAAAAUCACGUGGAUUGUUCAACUUGUGGAAUUUCUUUCACCAACAGAGCUUUGAUGCGCGAGCAUAUGCGUGAAAUUCAUAGCAAAGAAACAACUACAAUUUGCGAAAUGUGUGGAAAGCUGAUUAACAAGUUUCAACUGAAAUACCAUAUGGAAGCAUUCCAUAUUGUAAAGCCAGUUGAAAUUAUGGAGUGUGAAUUCUGUAGCAAAAAAUUUAACAAAUUAGCAUCACUGCGAUCCCACAUAAAGGCGAUUCACAAAGAAGCCGGCCACUCUUUUCCUUGCGAUAAAUGUUCUAAUGUUUACUCAUCCAGUCGGGGGUUGCGUGGGCACAAGGCACGGGUCCACGUGGAAUGUAGAUACUGCUGCAACAUCUGCAACAGGCAGUUUAAACGGAAAGUAAAUCUGAAUGAACACAUGGCCGCCCACACAGGCAUUACGCUGUACGAAUGCGACGUUUGUGGACAUGGGUUUAACUCGAAUGCCAAUAUGUACGCACAUAUAAAGCGCAAACACCCGGUCGAGUGGAAGGAAAAGAAUCACGAACGGCUCAUGGGCCGACGUCGCCGACUCCAUAGAGCCUCAGAGAUUGAGAGCAGCACGAAGAAUGUAAAUACACAUUCGUCGUGAAUGCAGCCGGUUUCAUACAUCAGCAUUUGUUCAAAGCCUAUUUUUUGGUGGUUAAACUAUUUCUAAACUAGUUGAAAUAUUAGGAGUAUGUUUAUAGUUUGGAAAUGUUUAACAUAAGAUUUUUUGUCUGGGUACCAGGCUAGACUCGAGAUACGAUCCUACACCUCUGUUUCCUUAAGCUACCGCAUGGCACCCUGAACAUACGAAUCUAAGGAGAUACAUAUAUGGACCCCUUAACACAAAUAAAUAUAUUUUACUUUACAUAAAGUAACAAGAACUUUUUUUA